UGUCAAGUCGAGCAUGUCAAUCAUCCUAGGGUCCCUCCUCUGCUCUUUCUGGGUACCUCCCGUCUUGGUUGAAAGCUGCCGCUACUGACCUGGACCCAUGGCUACAAGCCUGCUUCCGAAUCCUUAAUCCUUCAGUGGUAAAUGCUCUGGCAGUACCGGAUUUAGCUGUGAUGGCCAUUGGAACCAGCCAACAUUUAUCUUCUAGACGCCAACGGCUGACAUGCUGGCACCUGGACGGAUGUACCCUGGCAGGCUCGGAGGCUCUAUGUACCCUCUGGGCCUGUAUGGUAGCCGGGGCUAUUGUAAACGAUCUGUUGUUGUUUUAAUCAAUUCUGGUUAGAGAAAAGAAAGAAAUGGCUAUUUUUCCACAGUGGGACUUGAGCUCUUGAGUGGGGCUCCCAUCUCCAGGACAGCAGCUGGCUUGCUGAGAGCCUCCCUCAGAAAAACCGAAUCCCUACAAGGCUGUUUUCUGUUGUGGACACGGGCGAUAACUACACAGAGCAGGCCUGCCUUCCCACCAGGCGCCCUGCAUGCACCCAGACCCUCUAUGCUGGGCGCGGAAGCUGCUGUGAGCUCGGGGCUCGUUCUGCUCCGCCUCCCUCCCCCGCAGCCCCCGGUCCAAGGCCGACUCCUCCUCCUCUCCCUCCGGAAACCCGAAGCCCCCGCCCCAGCCAGGCCGUCGCAAGCACUCUGGAGGGCGGUCCGCGUGAGUGCUGGCCACGCGGGGUGGGAGCGCCCAGUCGCCGCCGUCAGCGCCUUGGGGCUGGGCCCGCCAGAACCUUUCCCGGAGCCCCUUGUUCUCCCUCUCCCACCCCUUUCUGGGUACCCUCGACGCCCACGUUGCUCCCCGGGGUCCCUCAAGCCCUGUCCUGCCUUCCACGCGGGGCGCUGCCCCUGCCAUCCAAGUCCCUGCCCAAGCCCACCCGGGUCCUGCGAGUGCCCAGAGCCAUGGUUGCGGUGCGCACCGCACCCCUGCUCUGUGGCCUCCUGGCACUGCUGGCGCUGUGCCCCGGGGGGAGCCCGCAGACGGUGCUGACGGACGACGAGAUCGAGGAGUUCCUCGAAGGCUUCCUUUCGGAGCUGGAGACCCAGUCCCCGCCCCGGGAGGACGACGUGGAAGCCCAACCACUUCCCGAGCCCACCCAGAAUGCCCGCAAAUCCAAGGCAGGGGGCAAGCUGCGGGCAGAUGGAGAAGUCCCUGCAGAAAAGAACAAAGAGAAGGGGAAGAAAGGAAAGAAGGACAAAGGCCCCAAGGUUACCAAACAACACCUGGAGGGGCCCACCAGGCCCACCGAGAAGCCCAAGGAAAAGCCACCCAAGGCCACCAAGAAGCCCAAGGAAAAGCCACCCAAGGCCACCAAGAAGCCCAAGGAAAAGCCACCCAAGGCCACCAAGAAGCCCAAGGAAAAGCCACCCAAGGCCACCAAGAAGCCCAAGGAGAAACCACCCAAGACUACCAAGAAGCCCAUGCCAGGACCGGGGCUCUCAACCGUGGCCCCCUUUGAAAUGCCGGAGUGGCCACUCCCCUCAUCCUCUAACCCCAGUCCCAAGGAGCCACCACAGGAGAGAGAGCCAGAGGAGGAGACCGAGGUGCCCACACUGGACUACAAUGACCAGAUAGAGCGGGAGGAUUAUGAAGAUUUUGAGUACAUCCGGCGCCAGAAGCAGCCCAGACCAACACCCAGCAGGAAGAGGCUCUGGCCAGAGCCCCCCAAGGAGAAGGCCGAAGAGCCAGAGGAGAGAAAGGAAAUCGAGCCACCUCUGAAGCCCCUGCUGCCCCCCGACUAUGAGGACGGCUACUUGAUCCCCAACUAUGAUGACCUGGAUUACUACUUUCCCCAUCCUCCGCCAGAGAAGCCCGAUGCUGGACAAGAGGUGGAUGAAGAAAAGGAGGAGAUGAAGAAACCAAAAAAGGAGGGCAGUGGCCCCAAGGAGGAGACAGAGGACAAGUGGGCUAUGGAGAAAAACAAGGAUCACAAAGCAGGGUCCCGGAAGGGCGAGGAGCUGGAGGAGGAGUGGGCUCCCGUGGAGAAAAUCAAGUGUCCGCCCAUCGGGAUGGAGUCACACCGCAUUGAGGACAACCAGAUCCGGGCCUCCUCCAUGCUGCGCCACGGCCUGGGGGCUCAGCGGGGCCGGCUCAACAUGCAGGCUGGUGCCAAUGAAGAUGACUACUAUGAUGGGGCUUGGUGUGCUGAGGAUGAGGCGCAGACCCAGUGGAUUGAGGUGGACACCAGAAGGAUGACCCGGUUCACGGGCGUCAUCACCCAGGGCCGGGACUCCAACAUCCAUGACGACUUUGUGACCACCUUCUUCGUGGGCUUCAGCAAUGACAGUCAGACCUGGGCGAUGUACACCAAUGGCUACGAGGAGAUGACCUUCCAUGGGAAUGUGGACAAGGACACCCCUGUCUUGAGUGAGCUCCCCGAGCCAGUUGUGGCCCGUUUCAUCCGCAUCUAUCCACUCACCUGGAACGGGAGCCUGUGCAUGCGCCUGGAGGUGCUGGGCUGCCCCGUGACUCCUGUCCACAGCUACUAUGCACAGAAUGAGGUGGUAACCACGGACAGCCUGGACUUCCGGCACCACAGCUACAAGGAUAUGCGCCAGCUGAUGAAGGUCGUGAAUGAGGAGUGCCCCACCAUCACCCGCACAUACAGCCUGGGCAAGAGUUCCCGGGGGCUCAAGAUCUACGCUAUGGAGAUCUCGGAUAACCCUGGGGAGCACGAGCUAGGGGAGCCCGAGUUCCGCUACACAGCUGGCAUCCACGGCAAUGAGGUGCUGGGCCGAGAGCUCCUGCUGCUGCUCAUGCAGUACCUGUGCCGCGAGUACCGCGACGGGAACCCCAGGGUGCGCAACCUGGUGCAAGAUACACGCAUCCACCUGGUGCCUUCGCUGAACCCGGACGGCUAUGAGGUGGCGGCACAGAUGGGCUCCGAGUUUGGGAACUGGGCACUGGGGCUGUGGACUGAGGAGGGCUUUGACAUCUUCGAGGACUUCCCGGAUCUCAACUCCGUGCUCUGGGCAGCCGAGGAGAAGAAAUGGGUCCCCUACAGGGUCCCGAACAAUAACUUGCCAAUUCCUGAUCGCUACCUGUCCCCAGAUGCCACGGUAUCCACAGAAGUCCGGGCCAUCAUUUCCUGGAUGGAGAAGAACCCCUUUGUGCUGGGAGCAAACCUGAAUGGGGGUGAGCGGCUUGUGUCUUACCCCUAUGACAUGGCUCGGACGCCUAGCCAGGAGCAGCUGCUGGCCGCAGCCAUGGCGGCGGCCCGUGGAGAGGAUGACGAAGAGGUGUCUGAAGCCCAGGAGACUCCAGAUCAUGCUAUUUUCCGCUGGCUGGCCAUCUCAUUUGCCUCUGCCCAUCUCACCAUGACCGAGCCCUACCGAGGAGGGUGUCAGGCACAGGACUACACCAGUGGCAUGGGCAUUGUCAACGGGGCCAAAUGGAAUCCUCGGUCUGGGACUAUCAAUGACUUUAGCUACCUGCACACUAACUGCCUGGAGCUCUCUAUUUACCUGGGCUGUGACAAGUUCCCCCACGAGAGUGAGCUGCCCCGUGAGUGGGAGAACAACAAGGAGGCGUUGCUGACCUUCAUGGAGCAGGUGCACCGUGGCAUUAAGGGUGUGGUGACAGACGAGCAAGGCAUUCCCAUUGCCAAUGCUACCAUCUCCGUGAGUGGCAUCAACCAUGGUGUGAAAACAGCAAGCGGGGGUGACUACUGGCGCAUCCUGAACCCGGGUGAGUACCGCGUGACGGCCCAUGCUGAGGGCUACACCUCAAGCGCCAAGACCUGCAACGUGGACUACGAUAUUGGGGCCACCCAGUGCAACUUCAUCCUGGCUCGCUCCAACUGGAAGCGCAUCCGGGAGAUCAUGGCGAUGAACGGGAACCGGCCCAUCUUCCGCAUCGACCCCUCACGACCCAUGACCCCACAGCAGCGGCGCAUGCAGCAGCGCCGUCUACAGUACCGGCUCCGGAUGAGGGAACAGAUGCGGCUGCGGCGCCUCAAUUCUACCGCAGCCCCUGCCGCGAGCCCCGCCCCUGCCUCGACUCCCCCACCUUCCCCUACACCAGGCAUUACCUGGAGGCCCCAGGAAGUUCUACCCACAACCACUGCAGGCUGGGAGGAAUCAGAGACUGAGACCUAUACAGAAAUAGUGACAGAGUAUGGGACGGAGUAUGGGACUGAGCUGGAGGAGGAGGAAAUAGAAGAGGAGGAGGAGGAGGAGGAAGAGGAGCUGGCCAGAGGCCACAUGUUUCCCUUCACAACUGUGGAGACCUACACAGUGAACUUUGGGGAUAUCUGAGACUGGGAUCCCAACGCCUUGGCCUAGUUCAAACUAAGGCGGCACUUGCCAAACCUGUUCUGGAAGACACAUAGCCAUCAGGCGCCCCUGGGUGGUCCCCCUUUCCCAGUGUGGGACAUCAAGGCCACCAAGACUCCAAAGCCAGAGUCUAUGCAGAAGCCUCUCUACCUGCCAGCCUUCGGGGAGGGGCAGGCCAGGAAGCCAAGGCCACACCAAUAAAACAAGCUCAUGACACCA
This is a messenger RNA of Meriones unguiculatus (Mongolian gerbil), 4539 nucleotides long. RefSeq names its product AE binding protein 1 (gene Aebp1). The record is from RefSeq and is a predicted model, not a curated record. Lineage: Eukaryota; Metazoa; Chordata; Mammalia; Rodentia; Muridae. Gene Ontology annotation, biological process: negative regulation of transcription by RNA polymerase II; proteolysis. The transcript has 21 exons. The coding region runs from base 949 to 4302 and encodes 1117 amino acids. Gene Ontology annotation, molecular function: metallocarboxypeptidase activity; DNA-binding transcription repressor activity, RNA polymerase II-specific; zinc ion binding.